CAGCUGUCCUUUGUAUAUGUAGUUUAGCUAAAUUACUUGACAGAGUAGGUAGACACACUAUUUGUUUGAUUUUAGUUCAAGGCAAUGGCGGUUCUACUCUUGUUUAAUUAUGUUGGCGAAUAUCAAACAACUUCAGCCUUCGUUUGGAUUUGCAAACUGUGCAAACAAUCUAGGCGCCUACUUAAGCGCUAUCGCUGGGCUUUUGGAGACAUAUCCAAGUCAAGCAUCGACAAGAUUUGUGUCUCUUUCCAAACUCAACAUGAAGCUAAUCUCGCUGAACUGCAUUAUGAUCCUGGUGGUUCUUUGCUGCCUGGAUGAGUCAAAUUCCCAGAACAGCACCUCGUCUAGUUCGCCAAGCUCGAGCACCAGCAACAGUGGAAACGCCAAGAAUGUGGUAGUCUCCAAUUUGAAGUACACGGCUGUCAGGAGGAUCCGGGUCGGCAGCAGCACCUCCAGCACUGCGACCACCCGGAGUGCCUCAGUGCGCAACAAGAACCUGAGGGCCAAGCGGGCCCAGGCCAAGCGUACCCAGGCCAAGCGUAGUAAGGCUAGGCGCUCCAAGGCUCUGAACGGCCGCAGGACCAGAGGCUAAGCUAAGCUAAGAGAGUGGAUCCGAUCCCAUUCCUCUCUAUGGCCAUGUUAUCUAUUCAGCUAAAAGUCAAUCUUUUAUUUUGAGUUCAUUCUAAACACAAAAAACACUUAAGUUUAUCGACAGACGAAUUAAAUUAGAUAAAUACGUAACUUGUACUUUUUGUUUAUGCUAUUUUGAAUUGAAAGUAGAGACAUUUGAGAUGGAACUACCUGGAACCCGCCACCGAACUACAAACUAAA
This is a messenger RNA of Drosophila pseudoobscura, 831 nucleotides long. RefSeq lists its product as uncharacterized. The coding region runs from base 110 to 592 and encodes 160 amino acids. Lineage: Eukaryota; Metazoa; Arthropoda; Insecta; Diptera; Drosophilidae. The transcript has a single exon. The record is from RefSeq and is a predicted model, not a curated record.